AUGCCCAAUUGCGCUUUUUACAAUUGUUUUCACAGUAGGCGGUACAAAAACGUGAGUUUGUUUCAAAUUCCAGUUCCUCGUAAUUCAGACAGCGAAUUUACUUUUCAUCGUAAGGAAGAAGCACGAAACGGUUGGAUUAACGCGAUAUUACGAACGAGACAGUUGGACGCGAACUUGAAGACACAGAUCGAAAACAACAAUAUACAUAUUUGUGAGAGUCAUUUUAAAGAGGAGUACAUUGAAAACUUUUCCAAAAGGAAGUCCCUCCAAACUGGUUCAAUUCCAACAGAAAAUCUCCCCGUCAAAAGCUUCGAUCAUCUUAGCACAAGCUUCACUAGUGCGCCGAGAAAAGAACCAGCUCCAAGGCAUGUUUCUCAAGAAACUACAAUUAUAUAUGCCUCUCUUGAUAAGUUCGAUGCAUAUUUGAAAAAAGCUGGAAGGUAUCCAUAUUUUCAAGGUUGGAAUUGGUUCAAAGAAGGGAAUAACACUGUUAUUGAGUUUAAAGAAAGUGAGUACUUGAUUGCAAAGAUUUCUGUACGUGUCGAAUCUACUCUUAAUUAUACUGUUCUUGUUUAUGGCUGGGCAUUGCCCAAUGAUCAUCCCAUAUACGUUUCAAACGAGCGUUCUUUGCAGUGCUGUAAUUUUAAGACGCUUUGUAACGAAAUUGUAUCUCUGGGUAUUUGCAAAGGAACUCUAUUUCCCCUGAAGUCAAGCAAAUCAGUGAAAACACAACUUGUUCCCCUGUUACCAAAUGACUCUUCUCCACAAUAUCGUACAGUUGAAUACUGUCGUGCGCUUUCAUGUCGUGUUCUGGUUUCAUCCAUACUAAGUGACAGUAAACAAUUGCAAUGUGAAUCGUGCAGUCGAGAAUCAAACAGCAAUGUAGGUAACUUCAAUGUGGCUUCUGUUAAGUGUAAAACACCGCUGUCAUGCCUUUCCAAAGAACAACUAAUUGCAACUGUAAAAGACACAAGGGUGAAUUUGAAAGAAGCCAAGCUGAAGUGUGCACAACUCGAAAGGAGAGUACAACGAAUGGAAAAUGAGAUCAAACAUCAUGGUAUUAGAAUAGAAACUGGUUUGGAGAAAGAACUUACAAGUAUCAUCACUAACACAUCAUUAGAAGCAACUCCACACAUGAAACUUGUAUGGGAACAACAGAAGAAAGCACUGAAUCAACAAUCAAACUUUGGUAACAGGUGGCAUCCACAUUUUAUACGGUUCUGUUUGUCUAUUUAUUCAAAGUCGCCUAUUGUUUACCAAGAAUUGAGAGAUUCUGGAACAAUGCAGUUACCUAGUUCCAGAACUUUGAGAUCCUACAGAAACAACUUUAAACCAGGAGCAGGGUACUUGCCUGAGAACAUCAAGUCAUUGAUUUCCAGAACAAAGGGUUUCCUGGAUAAAGACAGGUGGAUUGUUGUCAUGUUUGAUGAGAUGAAGAUUAAAUGUAAUUUAGUGUUUGAUAAACAUUCUGGACGCCUGAUUGGAUUUGUGGAUCUCGGUGAUCCAGAUAUCAACUAUUCAACAUUUGAUAAAAUUGAACCAGCUACCCAUGUACUUGCUUUCUAUGUCAGGGGAAUAAACACUAAGUUGCAGUUUAUGCUUGGUUACUUUUUCACCCGAGAUGUGGUCUCCUAUCAAUUAAUGCCACUUUUUUGGCGUGGUGUUGCUAUAUUACAACUUAAAGAAAAUUUGAAUGUUAUUUGUGCAGUCAGUGAUGGGGCUUCACCAAACCGCAAAUUUUAUCAACUCCACAUUUAUAUUGGUGAAAAACUUAACAACCAGAAAGUUGUGUAUAAAACAAAAAACCUCUUUGCCCCGGGAAAGUGGAUUUGGUUUUUUGCUGAUGCUCCACAUCUAUUAAAAACGGCUAGAAACUGCUUGCUUAAUUCUGGUUCUGGUUUGAAAUCAAGGUGCAUGUGGAACAAUGAUCAAUUUUUAUUGUGGAACUAUAUAUCAGAUUUAUAUUAUUCUGAUCUGGAACUGGGGCUACACCAACUUCCUAAGCUAACAAUUGAACAUAUCAUGUUAACGUCUUAUUCAAAGAUGAGAGUAAAUCUUGCUGCCCAGGUAAUUUCUACAUUUGUUUAUAUUUUUAAAAUAGUAUAGAUUUAAAUCAUACCAGGAAAGAAAGUGCCUUGGCUUCUUAACAAUUCGUUUUCAAACUAAUACGUCUCCUGUCCUCAUGAACAUCUUGUCUAUAUUUUCAAGGGCAAGUCACAAAUGGGUCGAAAACAACAAUCCAUUUUAGAAAUAACAGAUAUAUUUCUUCUCCAGUUUGUUCUCAUGUUGUCAAAACAAGCAACUUUACGUGCUAACGUGAUUGGACAAUCUUUGUUUCAAAACCGGAAGUGA
Molecule: messenger RNA, 2352 nt
Organism: Paramuricea clavata
Lineage: Eukaryota; Metazoa; Cnidaria; Anthozoa; Malacalcyonacea; Plexauridae
Source: the annotation of a GenBank genome assembly